AUGUCUUCUUGCACUGCUUCUCAUUGCGUAUGCGCUCAAAAAGCUACUUGCUCAUGUGGAGCACACCCGGCAAACCAUUGUGUUUGUGAGAAAGCCGCUGAAGAAAAUGUAACUCCUGCAGCAUCAGAUGCAUGCCCUUGCGGGAAACGUGGGAAGCAUUCAUGUACCUGUGGUGCAGAUGCUCAUUGUCAUGGAGAAAGAGAAGGUGAAAUUGAUUUCACAAAUUUGAAAUAA
Lodderomyces orthopsilosis Co 90-125 is the source of this 234-nucleotide messenger RNA. It is a transcript of the gene CRD2, whose product is annotated as Crd2p. The record is from RefSeq and is a predicted model, not a curated record. The transcript has a single exon. Bases 1 to 234 code for a protein of 77 amino acids. NCBI's taxonomy places the organism in Eukaryota, Fungi, Ascomycota, Pichiomycetes, Serinales, Debaryomycetaceae.